Molecule: messenger RNA, 6267 nt
Organism: Purpureocillium takamizusanense
Lineage: Eukaryota; Fungi; Ascomycota; Sordariomycetes; Hypocreales; Ophiocordycipitaceae
Exons: 2
Coding region: 581-5863 (1760 amino acids)
Biological process (GO): microtubule-based movement; cytoskeleton-dependent intracellular transport
Cellular component (GO): kinesin complex; microtubule
Molecular function (GO): microtubule motor activity; ATP binding; microtubule binding
Source: RefSeq, a predicted model, not a curated record
CCUGCGUACUAGGUAGUCUCCCGCUAAUUACUGCAACGUACUUUUAGCCGGCCACUCGUCGAAUUGGCUUGUUGACUCCUUGCAUGACAAUUCGCGACGGCCUCUCCUGCGCCUCUUAUUCACCAAGGGUCUUUCAAGGCCUACGUUUCCCGCGACGCAUCUUCGCGAGUCCCGUCUUGCGCGAGAACAAAGCCCUCCUCCGAGCCCAGCACGUCGUCGUCGCGCUCGACACCCACCAGCAUUCUCCGCCGCUCUUCGACCCCAGCUCGCCAGCUCGGCCUUUGGUGUCGUCAUCCACGUGUUUCCCCGAACCCAGCUCGCCGGCUGUGUCUCGCGCGCGACAGCCUAACCUCCCGACGUUCCCGCCGCGCCUGCGACGACGCGGAGCAUGAUCAGGAACCCCUGACGCACGCCGAGGAUACAUGCGGCGUCGCCCCCCCCUUCCGCGCGCGCGACUCGAUCCUGACGCGCGCAGCUGGGCCACGCGGGAAAUAAGGAGGCCACGCUCCGGCGCAUUGCCCACGCCGACGUCUGGCCUUCGAGGGGACCGACCCGGGUCCCCGCAGUCCCUCCAGCAGCCAUGGCGCCGGCCGGAGGCGGCAACAUCAAGGUGGUGGUGAGGGUGCGGCCCUUCAAUGGGAGAGAAAUCGAUCGCGGGUCAAGAUGCAUCGUCACCAUGAGAGACAACCAGACGGUCCUGACACCCCCGGACGGACACGGGGGCAAGGCCGCCAAGGAUCUCGCCAACAAGACCUUUGCCUUUGACAGGUCGUACUGGUCCUUCAACAAGGACGACUCGAGCUACGCCGGCCAGUCCAACCUCUUUGACGACCUCGGAAAGCCUCUGCUCGACAACGCCUUCCAGGGCUACAACAAUUGCAUCUUCGCCUACGGCCAGACCGGCUCCGGCAAGUCCUACUCCAUGAUGGGCUACGGCAAGGAGGUGGGCAUUAUCCCCAACAUUUGCCAGGAAAUGUUUCGUCGAAUCGACGGCAUCCAGCUCGACGACCCCACGACAAAGUGCACUGUCGAAGUCUCCUAUCUCGAAAUCUACAACGAGCGCGUCCGCGACCUGCUCAACCCCUCCACCAAGGGCAACCUCAAGGUCCGAGAGCACCCCUCCACGGGGCCCUACGUCGAGGACCUCGCCAAGCUUGUCGUUGGCAGCUUCCAAGAGAUUGAAAACCUCAUGGACGAGGGAAACAAGGCCAGGACCGUAGCCGCGACCAACAUGAACGAGACGUCGAGUCGAAGUCACGCCGUCUUCACCCUUAUGCUCACGCAAAAGAAGCACGACCUCGAGACCAAGAUGGAGAUGGAAAAGGUCGCCAAGAUCAGCCUCGUCGAUUUGGCUGGUUCCGAGAGAGCCACGUCGACGGGCGCGACGGGUGCCCGGUUGAAGGAAGGUGCCGAGAUCAACCGAUCCCUCUCCACGCUCGGGCGUGUCAUUGCGGCCCUUGCCGACUUGUCGACCGGGAAAAAGAAGAAGGGCACCAGCCAAGUCCCGUACCGAGACAGUGUCUUGACGUGGCUGCUCAAAGACUCUCUGGGCGGCAACAGCAUGACCGCCAUGAUAGCAGCCAUCAGCCCAGCAGACAUCAACUACGACGAGACGUUGAGUACGCUGCGAUAUGCCGAUUCCGCGAAGCGCAUCAAGAACCACGCCGUAAUCAAUGAAGAUGCCAACGCUCGCAUGAUACGAGAGCUCAAGGAGGAGCUCGCCCUACUCAGGAGCAAGCUCGGUGGCGGUGCGACCGUGGGCGGCAUCCCCGGCGCCCCGCCAGACGAGGUCUACGACGACGGCACGCCCCUGGAGAAGCAGAUGGUCAGCAUCACGGGCCCCGACGGGACCAUCAAGAAGGUCUCCAAGGCCGACAUUGCGGAGCAGCUCAGUCAAAGCGAGAAGCUGCUCACCGAUCUGAAUCAGACCUGGGAGCAGAAGCUGCAAAAGACCGAGGAGAUUCACAAGGAACGCGAGGCAGCCUUGGAAGAGCUCGGCAUAAGCAUCGAAAAGGGUUUCAUCGGCCUGCACACGCCCAAGAAGAUGCCCCAUCUUGUCAACUUGUCAGAUGACCCUUUGCUUGCUGAAUGCCUGGUCUACAAUCUCAAGCCCGGGACAACGACCGUGGGCAAUGUCGACACCAACGCCGACCACCAAGCAAACAUACGUCUCAACGGGACGAGGAUUCUCCACGAUCACUGCACCUUUGAGAAUGCCGCAGACGGAACCGUGACCGUCAUUCCCUCCGAAGGCGCGUCGGUCAUGGUGAAUGGGAAGCGGAUCACGGAACCCAAGCACCUGCACUCUGGGUACCGAGUUAUCCUGGGCGACUUUCACAUCUUCCGGUUCAAUCACCCAAUGGAAGCGAGGGCCGAGAGAGCGGAAGUCGGCCAGAGCCUGUUGAGGCAAUCGAUAACGGCCAGCCAGCUCUUGGAUCGGGUAUCAUCUCCCAGUCCGGGGGCUCGGCCGGGCCACGAGCGAUCGACUAGCAAGACGUCAGAGGCCGGCGACUCGCGCCCGGCGUCCCCCGCCCCUUUUCUUCGCAAUGGGAGGGAAUCUGACUGGUCACUUGCGCGGAGGGAGGCAGCCGGGGCCAUUCUUGGCACCGAUCAAAACUUUGCCAGCCUGACGGACGAGGAGCUGAACGCUCUGUUCGAGGAGGUCCAGCGGGUGCGUGCCGAGCGAGUCAACGGCCGCGAUGACGGCGACGACUCGGAAUCCGCCACGUCAUACCAACUUCGUGAGAAGUACUUGUCCACGGGAACGAUCGAUAACUUUUCCCUUGACACCGUCCUGACCAUGCCAUCGACGCCGAAACAGGGCGAAGCCGAGGACAGACUCAAAGAGGUACGCGAGGAGAUGCAAACUCAGCUCGAGAAGCAGAAGGAGGAGUUCCAGGAGCAGCUCAAGGCGGCUGAAGCUGCUAACGUCGAAGUCGAGGAAAUUCGCAAGGAAAAGGUCAAAAUGGAAUCGGCCCUGAAGGAGCUCAAGGAAGACAUGCAGAAGCAACUCGUCAUUCAGCGCAAGCAGUUCGAGGAGAAGAUGGAAAAGCUGGAUCCCCUCAAGAGGCCGAGGCCGAGCCCGAGGCUGUCAGAAGCAGAAAUUGAACGCGCCAAGGGCGUCGUCAAGACGUGGCGGAGCCGACACUUUGUCAAGAUGGCCGAGGCUGUUCUCCAGAAUGCCUCGAUCCUGAAGGAGGCGCAGAUUAUGAGCAACGAACUCAACGAGACGGUGGUGUUCCAGUUUGCCGUCGUGGACAUGGGGCACGCUCUGUGCUCGUCGUACGACAUGGUCCUGAAUGGCUUGACGGCCGAGGGCGAUGACGUGGCAUUAGAAGAGGCCCAAAAGCCGUGUAUCGGCGUUCGGGUCGUCGACUACAGGCACUCCGUGGUUCACCUCUGGAGCUUGGAGAAGCUUUAUGACCGGGUCCGGCAGAUGCGCCAGAUGCACCAGUACCUCGAUCAGCCCGAGUAUGCGCAGCACCUCAGCCUCGAUAACCCCUUUGUGGAGACUUGCAUGCCGGCGUACACGCUGGUGGGCGAGGCGGAUGUGCCGCUCAAGGCGGUCUUUGAGAGCCGCGUCCAGGACUUUUCGCUGGACGUGCUUUCGCCGUACACGUCGCACGCCAUUGGCAUCGUUAAGCUGUCCUUGGAGCCUUCGCACGCCCGCGCCCCGACGAAUACGCUCAAGUUCAACGUCGUCAUGCAUGAGCUCGUCGGCUUCGCCGAGCGGGAGGGUACGGAGGUGCAUGCCCAGCUCUUCAUCCCUGGCGUUUCAGAAGAAGAUGGCGUCACGACCACGCAGAUGAUCCAGGACUUUGACGAAGGGCCUAUCCGAUUCGAAAGCGUCCACAACAUGAGCGUCCCGCUGUUUGCGCCACAGGAUGUCACCUUGAGGGUGGCCAUCUUCGCUCACGUCUCUGCGAUGCAUCUGGAUAAGCUCCUGAGCUGGGACGACAUCAGGGAUGCGAGCCCCACUGGCGACAAUACCAGGGGGACGCGGAUCAACGAGUCUCAAUUCUUCACUCAGGAGAAGCACGACCUUCUAGCCCGCGUGCAGAUCAUGGAGCUCAGCGAGAUCGGUGAGUACCAGCCGGUCGAGGUCACGCAGACGAGCGAGCUCGACACGGGGACCUUUCAGCUCCAUCAGGGCUUGCAACGGCGCAUCGGCAUCAACCUCUCGCAUAGCUCCGGCGAGGCGCUGCCGUGGGGGGACGUCACGGCGGUGCGAGUCGGCAAGAUUCGGCUGGUCGACUCGGCGGGCAAGACCCCCGACAUGGGCGCCAACGACCCCGACGUCGCGCUGAAGCUGUCUUCAAACCCAAUCUUCCGGGACAACCCAAACGGCACGAGGAGCAUCACCAUCUAUGCCCAGUGGGACUCUAGCUUGCACAACUCGCUGCUACUCGACAGGGUGACGGCGGAUAAGUACCGCGUGCAAAUGACGAUCCACUGGGAGAUCAGCUCCGACAAGUUGGCAGAGCCCAUGAAGUUUGCCCAGAAGGUCUGCGCCCAGAUCCUCUCGCGCAACUUUGUGCGUCAGACGUCCGUGUUCACGUCGCUAUUCCAGAAUAUCCGGUUCGUCAGGUCGUCCACCGGCAUCUUCACCCUGACCAUGAGGCCUGCGCCCAUCAAACGUGUCGGCGACCUGUGGCGGAUGAGCAGCCAGCACGACUACAUCAAGGGCGAGGAGAACCUGACGAGCUGGACGCCGCGGGGUGUAUCCCUUGUCAGCGACUUCAUCCUGUCCAAGAAGAAGCGGAGGCGCAUCGCCGAGAUCGGUGUCAUGCAGGCGACGCUGAGCAAGAUGGGCAUCGACCCGACCGUCCUGCGGCCCGAAGACGGGGCCGAGGGGGCGGAUGACGAGCCAGCAGCGCCUGAGACAAAACCCAUCAUCGUCCCGGACGACGACGACGAUCUCCUCAACGACACACCGGACACGUCUCAGGCCCCGUCCAACGACGAGGACGAGGACGACGGCGACGCCCCGGACCCCCAGGAGGAAGACACCAUCAAGGUAGACUGUGCCGCCGCCGCCGACGGCACCGCGACGCCCACGGAGAAGUCCGAGUACAGCGAGCACCAAGCCGCGCUCCUGGAGCGAUGCGUCAAGCUAUGGGCCAAGUACCCGGAUCCGCUGCUGAGCAUCCUCAGCCCGGCGAACACGGCGCCGCCGGCCAACGGCAUCGCGCCCGAGUCGGCCCUCCCACCGAGCCUCGUCGCCACCGUCAUUCGCGUGCCCAAGAACCCAAAGGUGCUCAGGGGCGGGUACCUGCUCGUGCCCAGCGCCGACUCGACGCGCUGGGUCAAGCGCUUCGUCGAGCUGCGCCGGCCGUACCUGCACAUCCACUCAGCCACCGACGGCGACGAGGUGGCGCUCGUGAGCCUGCGCAACUCGCGCGUCGACAGCCAGCCCGGCGUGCUCGGCAUGCUCCACGGGCCGGCCCACGACCACCAGUACGACCCCUCGUCGCCGCACCAGGAGCGUCAUGGAACGACGGGGCCCGACUUCACGCCGGGCCACCGACGUACCUCCUCGGGCAGGGUCAUCUCGACCAUCUGGACGGGCACCGGCGGCGGCGGUAGUGGUGGUGAUGGUGGUGCUGCCACAGCCCAGCCGGGCCUGCAGCGCCUUAGCGAGCGGAUGCAGUCGGCCGUGUUCGCCAUCUACGGGACGGACAACACGUGGCUCUUCGCCGCCCGCAGCGAGCGCGAUAAGAUGGACUGGAUCUUCCGCAUCGACCAGACCUACCUGUCCUCCAACAGCGAGAGCAACCCCAACAGCGGCGUCAUGAGCCCCCAGCAGCAUCAGUACCACCACCACCACCACCAAGGCGGUGGCGCGAGCGGCCAGUACUAUUGAGCUGGAAAACGACAUGGCGCGGCGCGGCGCGGCGGGUGUACCGAGCCGGGAUCCGGGAGUUGGGUUUGGCGUGUUUCCCGCACUCUGCUUGCUGCUGAGCCGACGACGACGACGACAACGACGAGACGACAACGCAAGAAGGUGAUGGUGGGAGGAUGAUAAGCCACGACCUAAACGUCCACAUACGCUUCCUUGUGCAUUGGAAUCUGUUCCUCUUCUUCUUAAUGUUCUUCUUCUUUCUCCUCUUCUCUUCUUCUCACCUUGUUUUCUCCGACUUAAUUUUCUCCAUGUUUUCUCUCCUGGUGCGAAGCGGCAUGCCGGCAGACCGCAUGUGCGUCACCCUCAUACGCACGCCAGCCGCUUCCGCAACAGGAGAAUCCCACCCGUACCCCCCCCCCUCCCCC